CGGCGGAGGCGCGGCCACGCAAGGUGAUCGAGGACCCGUACGAGACGGCGGCGAAGACGGCGAGCGGCGUCGUGGCUAGCGGCGCGGGCAAGACGGGCGGGCUCUACAUGCCUCCGUACAAGCUGGCGCAAAUGAUUUCUGGCGGGGAUGACAAGGCGUCGGCGCAGUACCAGCGGAUGACGUGGGAGGCGCUGAAGAAGGCCAUCAACGGGCUCGUCAACAAGGUCAACGUCUCCAACAUCAAGGCUAUCGUCGUCGACCUCCUCAAGCAGAACGUCAUCCGCGGCCGCGCGCUGCUCGUCCGCUCCCUGAUGAAGAGAGGGCCGAGAGGCGCCGCAACGAGCCGCACACCUCAUCGCCACCGCCUCACCGGCGCCCCGCCCCUGCCCCCCGCUCCAGGCGAGCUGCUGGUCAAGCGAGCUGUCAACCAGUUCAACCGCGCCUACCGCCGGCACGACAAGGUCGUCUGCAACGGCGUCGUCAAGUUCAUCGCCGCCCUCGUCAACCAGCAGCUGGUGCACGAGCUGCUCGCACUGCAGCUCUGCAUCUUGCUGCUCGAGACGCCGACGGACGACUCGGUCGAGACCGUCGUCACCUUCGUGACCGAGUGCGGCGCCGCCCUCGCCGAGGUCUCCCCGCAGGCACUCAACUCGAUCUUCGAGCGGCUGCGCUCGAUCCUGCACGAGGGGGCCAUCGACAAGCGCGUGCAGUACAUGAUCGAGGGCUUGUACGCGGUGCGCAAGAGCAACUUCGCCGACUACCCGGCCGUGCUGCCCGAGCUCGACUUGGUCGAGGCGGAGGACCAGAUCACGCACGAGGUCUCGCUCGACGAGCAGCUCGACCUCGAGGAGACGCUAGACUACUUCACCUUCGACCCCGACUUCGAGGCGCAGCGGACGCGCCACACCCCGCGCGCGCCCCCUCCCCUCGACCGCUACUGCUCCCAGGCGAACGAGGCGGCCUACGUGCGUGUGCGGCGCGAGAUCCUUGGCGACGACUCCGACUCCGAAUCGGGAGACGACGACGACGACGACGACGACGACGACGACGAGGAGGAGGGCGGCGGCGGCGGCGGCGGCGGCGGCGGCGGCGACGGCGGCAUCAUCACCGACCUGACGGAGCAGGACCUGGUCAACCUGCGGCGCACGAUCUACCUGACGAUCAUGUCGUCCGCCGCCGUGGACGAGUGCGCGCACAAGCUGAUGAAGCUCAAGCUGCGCGAGGGGCAGGAGGUCGAGGUCGCGACGAUGCUCAUCGAGUGCUGUGCGCAGGAGCGGCACGCACCCCCGCGUCCCGCGCUACCGGACCCCCCGCCCCGCGAUCCCGGCCCGAUCUGCCUGCGCCUCCCCCGAUCUCGCCGCGUCUGCUUCGACGAGCUCUUUGCCAAGCAGUACACGAUGAUCCACCGCCUCGAGACAAACAAGCUGCGCAACGUCGCAAAGCUGUUCGCCCACGUGCUGCACUCGGACGCGCUGCCGUGGGGCGUGCUCGAGUACAUCGUGAUCUCCGAGGAGGAGACCACCUCCUCCUCGCGCAUCUUCAUCAAGAUCCUCUUCCAGGAGGUUGCAGAGUACAUGGGCCUCAAGACGCUGCGCCAGCGGCUCAACGACGAGUCGGUGGCGCCCUCCUUCCUCGGCCUCUUCCCAAGGGACACGCCAAAGAACACGCGCUUCGCAAUCAACUUUUGGACCGCCAUCGGCCUCGGAGGCCUCACAGACGGCCUCCGGCAGCACCUCGCCGACGCGCCCAAGCGGAUCGCGGCCGCGGCGGCCGCGGCGCCGCCGCCCCGCGCCCUCUCGCCGCUCUCCUCGUCGUCGUCAUCGUCGUCGUCGUCCUCCUCCUCCUCCUCCAGCUCGUCCGAUUCGGACUCGGACUCGGACUCGGACUCGGACUCGGACUCGGACUCGGACUCGGACUCCUCCUCCUCCUCGGGCUCGUCCUCAAGCUCGUCCUCGGGCUCGUCGUCCUCCUCCUCCUCCGCCAAGAAGGACCCACCCAAGAAGCGCGCCCGGCACGACUCGGACUGAGCAUGGCGCAUCCCGCCAGGGGCGGUGCACCUCCGGGAGCCGUCCCGGCGGCGGCGGCGUAGGGCACUGCAGGGCGGCUGGAGCGCCCGCGUCCGCGUCCCAGAAUGGUCGGUGGUGCUGGUGUGGAGAGCUGGAGCGUGGAGCGUGGACGCGGCCGCGUCUGGACGCCUUGACCAGCUUCUCGCUUACACGUUACAGAGUCAGAGACCGGA
Messenger RNA from Emiliania huxleyi CCMP1516, 2239 nucleotides. RefSeq lists its product as hypothetical. Gene Ontology annotation, biological process: mRNA splicing, via spliceosome. Gene Ontology annotation, cellular component: catalytic step 2 spliceosome. Lineage: Eukaryota; Haptophyta; Isochrysidales; Noelaerhabdaceae. Bases 108 to 2027 code for a protein of 639 amino acids. The record is from RefSeq and is a predicted model, not a curated record. Gene Ontology annotation, molecular function: RNA binding; protein binding. The transcript is spliced from 9 exons.